Messenger RNA from Sarcophilus harrisii (Tasmanian devil), 3259 nucleotides. It is a transcript of the gene HKDC1, whose product is annotated as hexokinase domain containing 1. The record is from RefSeq and is a predicted model, not a curated record. Gene Ontology annotation, cellular component: mitochondrion; cytosol. Gene Ontology annotation, molecular function: mannokinase activity; ATP binding; glucokinase activity. NCBI's taxonomy places the organism in Eukaryota, Metazoa, Chordata, Mammalia, Dasyuromorphia, Dasyuridae. Gene Ontology annotation, biological process: intracellular glucose homeostasis; glucose 6-phosphate metabolic process; glycolytic process. The coding region runs from base 318 to 3071 and encodes 917 amino acids. The transcript has 18 exons.
CACACACUCACUCACACCCCAUCCCUGAUAACCUGCCAGGGAGUUCUUUUGAGACAAAAGAGAAAGUGUCCCAGGCGGGAGGGAGGGGACCCAGGUAGAGUUUAAUCAUUGAGCCAUGUGGGCGGCGCGGAGGAGGCCGGGCGCUGGCCGGCUUCCCGGGGAGGGAGGGAGGCCGGGAGCGGGCAAGAGCUCGGCGGGAGGCAGCGGGCAGGAGCUCGGAGGCCGGGAGCGGGCAGGAGCUCGGAGGGAGGCCGGGAGCGCCGCUGCCGUUGUCGGGAAAGAGCCGGAGCCCGCGGCCGGAGCCGCUCCCGCCCAAGAUGUUCGCCGUUCACCUUCUGGCUUUUUACUUCUCCAAGCUGAAGGAGGAUCAGAUUAAGAAGGUGGACAGGUUUCUGUAUCACAUGCGGCUCUCGGAUGACACCCUGCUGGACCUCAUGACCCGCUUCCAAGGCGAGAUGGAGAAGGGCCUGGGGAGGGACACCCACCCCACCGCCUGUGUGAAAAUGCUGCCCACUUUUGUCAGAUCCAUCCCUGACGGCUCAGAGAAGGGAGAGUUCCUUGCCCUGGACCUCGGCGGCUCCAAGUUCCGCGUCCUGACAGUCCAGGUGUCUGAAGAGGGCAAGCGGAAUGUCCACAUGGAGAGCCAGUUCUACCCGACCCCUAAGGAGAUCAUCCAGGGCAGCAGCUCCCAGCUCUUCGACUAUGUGGCUGACUGUGUGGCCGACUUCAUGAAGACACGCAACAUGACACACAAAAAGCUGCCUCUGGGCCUGACCUUCUCCUUCCCCUGCCAUCAGACCAAGCUGGAAGAGGGAAUCCUGCUCUCCUGGACCAAGAAAUUUAAGGUUCGGGGGGCCCAGGACACAAAUGUGGUGAGCAGCCUGAGCAAAUCUCUCAAGAGACACAAGGACAUAGACGUGGACGUCCUGGCCUUGGUCAAUGACACAGUGGCGACCAUGAUGACCUGCGCCUAUGAUGACCCGUACUGUGAAGUGGGAGUCAUUAUCGGAACCGGUACCAACGCCUGUUACAUGGAGGACAUGAGCAACAUCGACCUGGUGGAAGGGGACGAGGGCAGGAUGUGCAUCAAUACGGAGUGGGGCGCCUUUGGGGAAGAUGGCUCCUUGGAGGACAUCCGGACCGAGUUUGACAGGGAGAUAGACUUGGGCUCCAUCAAUCCAGGGAAACAGCUGUUCGAGAAGAUGAUCAGCGGACUGUACCUCGGGGAGCUGGUCAGACUCAUUCUUCUGAAGAUGACCAAGGCCGGCCUCCUGUUCCGUGGAGAGAAAUCCUCUGUUCUCUUCACCAAGGGCAAGAUUGAGACCCGACAUGUGGCUGCCAUGGAGAAGUACAAGGAGGGGCUCCAGAACACCAGAGAGAUCCUGAGGGAGAUGGGCCUGGAGCCCUCAGAGGAGGACUGUGUGGCGGUCCAGCACGUGUGCACCAUCGUUUCCUUCCGCUCGGCCAAUCUCCUCGCCGCCGCCCUGGCCGCCAUCCUGACGCGCCUGCGGGAAAACAAGAAGCUGACGCGGCUCCGGACCACCGUGGGGAUGGAUGGCACACUCUACAAAACGCACCCUCAGUACCCAAAGCGUCUCCACAAAGUGGUGAGAAAGCUGGUUCCCAACUGCGACGUCCGAUUCCUCCUCUCCGAGAGUGGCAGCGCCAAGGGGGCGGCCAUGGUGACUGCCGUGGCCGCUCGAUUACAGGCCCAGCGGAAGCUGAUCGACGAGGUGCUGUCCCAGUUCCAGCUGACCAGGGAGCACCUGGUGAGUGUGAAGAGCAAGAUGAGGGCCGAGAUGGACUACGGGCUGAAGAAGGCGACCCAGCCUCUGGCCACGGUGAAGAUGCUGCCCACCUAUGUCUGCGCCAUGCCCGAUGGGACAGAGAAGGGCAAAUACCUGGCGCUGGACCUCGGGGGGACCAACUUCCGGGUCCUCCUGGUGAAGAUCCGCAGCGGGCGGAGGUCCGUGAGGAUGUACAACAAGAUCUUCGCCAUCCCGCUGGAGAUCAUGCAGGGCACCGGGGAAGAGCUGUUUGACCACAUCGUCCACUGCAUUGCCGACUUCCUGGAUUACAUGGGCAUCAAGGGGGCCAGCAGCCUGCCCCUGGGCUUCACCUUCUCCUUCCCCUGCAAGCAGACCGGCCUCGACAAGGGGAUACUCGUGGAGUGGACCAAAGGAUUCAAAGCCACAGACUGUGAAGGGGAAGAUGUGGUGGAAAUGCUCAGGGAGGCCAUUAAGAGGAGAAAUGAAUUUGAGCUGGAUAUUGUUGCUGUUGUCAAUGACACGGUGGGAACCAUGAUGACUUGUGGCUAUGAAGACCCUGACUGUGAAAUCGGGCUCAUCGCAGGAACCGGCAGCAACGUGUGCUACAUGGAAGAGAUGGGCAACAUCGAGCUCGUAGACGGGGACGAGGGCAAGAUGUGCAUCAACACCGAGUGGGGCGGCUUCGGGGACAACGGCUGCCUGGACGAGAUCAGGACCCAGUACGACGUGGAAGUGGACGAAGGCUCCCUAAACCCUGGCAAGCAGAGGUACGAGAAGAUGACCAGCGGCAUGUACCUGGGGGAGAUCGUGAGGCAGAUUUUAAUCGACCUAACCAAGCACGGACUUCUGUUUCGAGGGCAGAUUUCAGAGCGACUCAGGACCAGAGGAAUAUUUGAAACCAAGUUCUUGUCCCAGAUCGAAAGUGACAGGCUGGCCCUCCUCCAGGUCCGGAGAAUCCUGCAGCAGCUGGGCCUGGACAGCACCUGCGACGACAGCAUUGUGGUCAAGGAGGUGUGCGGGGCUGUCUCACGGCGAGCGGCCCAGCUCUGCGGGGCCGGCUUGGCAGCCAUUGUGGAGAAGAGACGCGAAGACCGCAAGGUGGAGCGCCUGAAAAUCACCGUGGGCGUGGACGGGACGCUCUACAAACUGCACCCCCACUUUUCUCGGAUCUUGCGGGAAACUGUGAAGGAUCUGGCCCCUCAGUGCGAUGUGACCUUCAUGCUGUCCGAAGACGGGAGCGGAAAGGGGGCCGCCCUGAUCACAGCCGUGGCCAAGAGAUUGCAGCUGAGGAAGGACAACUGAGGAACAGCUCGGGGUCAGCUGCGACAGUGGCUGAGGUUCUUUGCCAACCUCCUUCCCUUGGGAAAGAAGUUGAGUAAAGACCAACAGUCCGAGCUGCUCUUUGGGGACAAUAGAACGAGCUUCGGGGGGGGGCGACGGGCCUUGGUCUUUUCAUGGCACAAAGAGAAAUCUUGCGGGUUACAAGGGAG